This is a messenger RNA of Capsicum annuum, 1131 nucleotides long. Its product is annotated as syntaxin-related protein KNOLLE. Gene Ontology annotation, cellular component: SNARE complex; plasma membrane; endomembrane system. Gene Ontology annotation, molecular function: SNARE binding; SNAP receptor activity. Gene Ontology annotation, biological process: exocytosis; vesicle fusion; intracellular protein transport. Lineage: Eukaryota; Viridiplantae; Streptophyta; Magnoliopsida; Solanales; Solanaceae. The record is from RefSeq and is marked provisional.
AAAAACAAAAUUCACGAUGAAUGAUUUGAUGACAAAAUCUUUCACUAGCUACGUUGAUUUGAAGAAAGCAGCGAUGAAAGACGCUGAAUCCGGUCCAGAUUUGGAAAUGGGUAUGACUCAAAUGGACCAAAACCUCACUGCUUUCUUAGAAGAAGCUGAAAAAGUGAAAGUUGAAAUGAAUUCGAUCAAAGACAUUCUUCGUCGUUUACAAGACACGAACGAAGAAAGCAAGUCCUUAACCAAACCCGAAGCUCUGAAAUCGAUGCGUAAUCUUAUAAAUUCGGAUAUUUUAGCUGUGUUAAAGAAGGCAAGAGCUAUAAGGUCUCAGCUGGAAGAGAUGGACCGGUCUAAUGCAAUAAACCGGAGGCUUUCGGGGUGUAAGGAAGGGACACCGGUGGAUAGGACUCGAUUUGCAGUGACGAAUGGGCUGAGGAAGAAGCUUAAGGAACUUAUGAUGGAUUUUCAGGGACUGAGACAGAGGAUGAUGAGUGAGUAUAAGGAGACUGUUGGGAGAAGGUACUUUACCGUGACCGGUGAGCAGCCGGAUGAAGAGGUUAUUGACAAGAUUAUAUCUAGUGGAAAUGGUCAAGGUGGUGAAGAAUUUCUUUCUAGAGCUAUUCAGGAGCAUGGAAGGGGAAAGGUCUUGGAAACAGUGGUGGAGAUACAGGACCGUCAUGAUGCGGCUAAAGAAAUCGAAAAGAGCUUGCUUGAGCUGCACCAGAUAUUCUUGGACAUGGCAGUGAUGGUUGAGGCACAAGGAGAGAAAAUGGAUGAUAUUGAGCACCAUGUGGUGAAUGCAGCCCAGUAUGUUAAUGAUGGAACCAAGAACCUCAAGACUGCAAAAGAAUAUCAGAAGAGCAGCAGGACAUGGAUGUGCAUUGGCAUUAUAAUUCUCCUGAUUCUGAUCCUGGUAGUCAUCAUCCCAAUUGCUACCAGUUUCACUAAAUCUUGAAGAGGCCCCAUGGGGGAUACAACUGAGCUUGUUUGCUAGCGUUUCCAUUCUUUAUAUUCUUUUGUAGCAGUUACUUUGAUCACUCUCGUGAGAAUUAUGUGUAUGGUUUAGUAGAACAAGGUUGUUAUUCUAUAUUUUAUUCUGUGUGAACCUUAAUAGAUUUGCCGUUUUCGUUAACA